GCGGGCAGAAGAGCCGCCGCCGCCUCGGUCUCCCCGCCGGCGCCGUCGCCUCUCGGGGAGAAAGGGGGCGCGGGGGGCACCUGGGGGCCCCGGCGGAUGCGCCCCCCGCCGCCUCCCGGGCUGCGCCGCCUCGCGGGGAUGAAGCACCGGCCGUGAAGAUGGAGGUGACCUGCCUGCUACUCCUGGCGCUGCUCCCCGUCCACGGCCGGGCACAAGGCGUCUACGCUCCAGCACAGGCACAGAUUGUGCAUGCGGGACAGGCAUGUGUGGUCAAAGAGGACAACAUCAGUGAACGCGUCUAUACCAUCCGCGAAGGGGACAUCCUCAUGCUGCAGUGCCUUGUCACCGGGCACCCACGGCCCCAGGUGCGCUGGACCAAGACAGCUGGCAGUGCAUCCGACAAGUUCCAGGAGACGUCGGUGUUCAAUGAGACGCUACGCAUUGAGCGCAUCGCACGCACACAGGGCGGCCGCUACUACUGUAAGGCGGAGAAUGGAGUGGGCGUGCCGGCCAUCAAGUCCAUCCGCGUGGAUGUGCAGUACCUGGAUGAGCCAGUGCUCACUGUGCACCAGACGGUGAGCGACGUGCGUGGCAACUUUUACCAGGAGAAGACGGUGUUCCUGCGCUGCACGGUCAACUCCAACCCACCAGCCCGCUUCAUCUGGAAGAGGGGCUCAGACACUCUGUCGCACAGCCAGGACAAUGGAGUGGACAUCUAUGAACCACUCUAUACCCAGGGGGAGACCAAAGUCCUGAAGCUGAAGAACCUGCGGCCCCAGGACUAUGCCAGCUACACAUGCCAGGUGUCUGUCCGCAAUGUGUGUGGCAUCCCAGACAAGGCCAUCACCUUCCGGCUCACCAACACCACCGCACCGCCAGCCUUGAAGUUGUCUGUGAAUGAAACUUUGGUGGUGAACCCCGGGGAGAAUGUGACAGUCCAGUGUCUGCUGAUGGGUGGUGACCCCCUCCCCCAGCUGCAAUGGUCCCAUGGACCCGGUCCACUACCCCUGGGUGCUCUGGCCCAGGAAGGCACCCUCAGCAUCCCUUCGGUGCAGGCUCGGGACUCUGGCUACUACAACUGCACAGCCACCAACAAUGUGGGCAACCCAGCUAAGAAGACGGUCAACCUGCUUGUGCGAUCAAUGAAGAACGCCACAUUCCAGAUCACCCCUGAUGUGAUCAAAGAGAGCGAGAACAUACAGCUGGGUCAGGACCUGAAGCUCUCAUGCCAUGUGGAUGCAGUACCCCAAGAGAAAGUCACCUACCAGUGGUUCAAGAAUGGCAAGCCAGCACGCAUGUCCAAGAGGCUGCUGGUGACCCGGAACGAUCCCGAGUUACCUGCUGUCACCAGCAGCCUUGAGCUCAUUGACCUGCACUUCAGUGACUACGGCACAUACCUGUGUGUGGCUUCUUUCCCAGGGGCUCCAGUGCCCGAUCUCAGUGUCGAGGUCAACAUCUCCUCUGAGACAGUGCCUCCCACCAUCAGCGUGCCCAAGGGCCGGGCCGUGGUGACCGUGCGCGAGGGCUCGCCCGCCGAGCUUCAGUGCGAGGUGCGUGGCAAGCCGCGGCCGCCCGUGCUCUGGUCCCGGGUGGACAAGGAGGCCGCGCUGCUGCCUUCGGGGCUGGCCCUGGAGGAGACCCCCGACGGGAAGCUGCGGCUGGAGCGCGUGAGCCGAGAGAUGAGCGGCACCUACCGCUGCCAGACAGCUCGCUACAACGGCUUCAACGUGCGCCCCCGGGAGGCCCAGGUGCAGCUGACCGUGCAGUUCCCGCCCGAGGUGGAGCCCGGCUCCCAGGACGUGCGCCAAGCGCUGGGCCGGCCCGUGCUGCUGCGCUGCUCGCUGCUCCGAGGCAGCCCCCAGCGCAUCGCCUCGGCCGUGUGGCGCUUCAAGGGGCAGCUGCUGCCGCCGCCGCCCGCCGUCCCCGCCGCCGCCGCCGCCGAGGCCCCCGACCACGCCGAGCUCCGCCUGGAGGCCGUCACGCGUGACAGCAGCGGCAGCUACGAGUGCAGCGUCUCCAACGACGUGGGCGCGGCCACCUGCCAGUUCCAGGUCUCGGCCAAAGCCUACAGCCCGGAGUUUUACUUCGACACCCCCAACCCCACCCGCAGCCACAAGCUGUCCAAGAACUACUCCUACGUGCUGCAGUGGACCCAGCGGGAGCCUGACGCAGUCGACCCUGUGCUCAACUACAGGCUCAGUGUCCGCCAGUUGAAUCAGCACAACGCCAUGGUCAAGGCCAUCCCAGUGCGGCGAGUGGAGAAGGGGCAGCUGCUGGAGUACAUCCUCACUGACCUCCGUGUGCCCCACAGCUAUGAGAUCCGUCUCACACCCUACACCACCUUCGGGGCUGGGGACAUGGCCUCCCGCAUCAUACACUAUACAGAGCCUGUCAACUCUCCCAAUAUGGCAGACAACACCUGUCACUUUGAGGAUGAGAAGAUCUGUGGCUACACUCAGGACCUAACAGACAACUUUGACUGGACAAGACAGAACGCCCUCACUCAGAACCCUAAGCGCUCCCCCAACACAGGUCCUCCCACUGAUAUCAGUGGCACCCCUGAGGGCUAUUAUAUGUUCAUUGAGACAUCAAGGCCCAGGGAGUUGGGGGACCGUGCUCGGCUUGUGAGUCCCAUGUACAAUGCCAGCGCCAAGUUCUACUGCGUCUCCUUCUUUUACCACAUGUAUGGGAAACACAUUGGCUCCCUUAACCUCCUGGUGCGGUCCCGGAACAAAGGGGCCUUGGACACACAUGCCUGGUCCCUCAGUGGCAAUAAGGGUAAUGUGUGGCAGCAGGCACACGUGCCCAUAAACCCCAGCGGGCCCUUCCAGAUUAUUUUUGAGGGAGUUCGAGGUUCGGGCUAUCUGGGGGAUAUUGCCAUAGAUGAUGUCACACUGAAGAAGGGCGAAUGUCCCCGGAAGCAGAUGGACCCUAAUAAAGUGGUGGUGAUGCCGGGCAGUGGAGUCCCCCGCCAGCCUCGACCGCAGCUCUGGGGCCCUGUGACUAUCCUCUUUGUGGUGCUGCAGAGAUGAUGAGAGCAGCUUGGCCCCACCCAGCCCCGGCACACCAAAGUGUCUGCAUUGAACCAAAGACUGAGCCCUGCCAGCCAGCCAGCCGGGGUGUCCAGGGGCAGAGCUGGCCUGCCUGGGAGGCACCAGAGAGGACGAGCAGAGGACAAGGCCCGAGGCCUGAAGCCGAGGUCCAGGGGACGGUUGCUCGCCACACGCACACGUGCACACACUCACACACCCACGCUCACACACACAGAGAUCUAUUAAAGCACAAGUUUCUAUCUGA
Molecule: messenger RNA, 3297 nt
Organism: Suncus etruscus (white-toothed pygmy shrew)
Lineage: Eukaryota; Metazoa; Chordata; Mammalia; Eulipotyphla; Soricidae
Gene: MDGA1
Product: MAM domain containing glycosylphosphatidylinositol anchor 1
Exons: 17
Coding region: 159-3032 (957 amino acids)
Biological process (GO): homophilic cell-cell adhesion; synapse organization
Cellular component (GO): axon; neuronal cell body; plasma membrane
Molecular function (GO): protein binding; axon guidance receptor activity
Source: RefSeq, a predicted model, not a curated record